Molecule: messenger RNA, 2543 nt
Organism: Folsomia candida
Lineage: Eukaryota; Metazoa; Arthropoda; Collembola; Entomobryomorpha; Isotomidae
Product: platelet-derived growth factor receptor alpha
Exons: 10
Coding region: 365-1948 (527 amino acids)
Biological process (GO): positive regulation of kinase activity; multicellular organism development; cell surface receptor protein tyrosine kinase signaling pathway
Cellular component (GO): signaling receptor complex
Molecular function (GO): transmembrane receptor protein tyrosine kinase activity; ATP binding
Source: RefSeq, a predicted model, not a curated record
AUAUGAGGUCUGAUAGAGUUUUUUUCGACGUCUGCUUUGUUUUUUUUUGUUCCCACUACAAAAACUUAAUAUAUGUAUUUUUGACUGAUUGUGCUAAUCUUCGAAAUCGGUCUGAAUUUUAUAAAUACUUAAGGAUUCAAUUAUUUUUGUUAAAACACGUUUCAUAGAAAUGGUACCACGCAGAGAUAAAAUUUUCAACAAAUUUGAGGUUUCAUCCAUCAUUUUCAUACAUGGAUUUGUUGCGUCGCCACCACCACCAUUAAUCAACAUUCCAUUGCCAUGUUUAACAUUACAAGGUAUUUGUUUUGGGAGCUAUCGAACAAACAAACUAUUAACUAAAUAGUUUGAUCAACAUACGAAAAACAUGACGUUAAUCUUGAUCAUUAUCACAAUAAUGUAUGAUAAAAGUAGUGCAAUAACCCUUUCCUGGCUAAGCCAUUCAUUGUGCGACGAUUCACGAAUCACCAUCUCAAUAAUGGGGCUCAAUUAUAAAAAUCUGAUAUUACAGCCGUGCAUGGGACUGUUCCUGCGUGGGGCUGUGAAAGCUGCAGCAGUGGUUGAAGGUGUCAGCCUUGUAAUGAUAAUUAUGGCUACAGUCGACUACGCCAACCACUUAGAAAUAGUUUGGAGUAAGAAGGACUCUAAUGUCUCACAGUUUUGUGGUUACAUGCUAAGUUGGAUCUUCUGCUAUUUCUAUAGGCUUGUUACAAUUGGCUUGGCAAUUCGAUUAUUGAUGAUAGUUUCUAAGAGAGAUAGAAAAGCUUUGAAAUGGUGGUUGGUCCAGUCCGCUUUCUUGUAUAUCAUUUGGUUCUGCUGUUUCAUCAUUAACGCGCAUCACGGACUUUUCUACACUAGAGUUUCAUUUGUUACUUUAAUCUUACUAGCAAUUUACAAGCUAUACUUCUUUUGGACAGUUGUUUCGUUUAAUAUAGAAAUUGGAAGGAAUGGGUCGAUCGACCCAGCACUUCGUGUCUUGUCAGACGAAGAUUUGGACGACUUCUUUAGCAGUAAUCAGGCUAAUAGACACCAACGUUACAAUAAAACGUUUGAAAUCUCGUUCAAUGAUUUGGCCUUUGACACGAAUCCUCCACUGGGCAGCGGUGCUUUUGGAAUUGUGUACAAGGCAUCAUUAACAAGACGCCACGUGGAUUCUGUGUCGACUCAAAUUGUUGCCCUAAAGACGGUUUUACCCUCUCCAGACGUCACAUUUCUUAAAUCUUUACUACGGGAAUUGCAAGUUCUGAAUUUUAUAGGAAGUCAUGAAAAUAUAGUAAACUUAGUGGGUGCUUGUACGUCGGAAGUGAAGAGAAGAAAGUUGUACUUCGUCAUGGAAUACUGUGCGUAUGGUAGCAUCAAGUCGUAUUUGAGAAAAAAUCGUGAAGCCUUCAUAAACAAAGAAGCAUGCGACCUUAUAAACAGGGAUUACAUUUCAUGGGAAAGCCCGAAAACCAUUACCAUUCAGGAUUUAAUCACAUGGGCAUUUGAAACAGCGAAUGGCAUGGAAUAUAUUGCCGGCAAACAUGCCAUACACGGCGAUAUUUCGUCGAGGAACGUUUUACUCAAUUUAAUGAGAACAGCCAAAGUUGCGGAUUUUGGGUUAUCUCGACAACUGUAUCGUUACACCACUUUUACGAAACAUGAAAACGAGUGUCUCCCUAUCCGGGGAGAGAUCUGUCCGACUGCUUUCAUUCAACGAUUAAAAAAUGGAGAAAUUAAGCCUGACCAGCCAACACUAAUGACAAACGAGAUUUACGAGGAACUAUGUAAAUGCUGGGUUAUGAAUCCGAAGUCUAGACCGUCAUUUACAGAAUUAAAAUUAUUUUUCGCUAAACAAAUUUUGCGCAGUAUUUCUAAUACUGAUGUACUUCCUCGGGCAACAGCUCGAAUUGAUCCGAAUAUGACCGCACAGCCCUACUUGAUUGUUGGAGACGCAGCCAUACACAUAUGAUUUUUAUUGGAAUUUCGAAUACGCCCAGGGAACUGAUGAUACAUGACUGUGUACAUACAUGUGCGACAAUUUUUCUUAGGGUAAGCAUACAUUGGUUGAUCGUUGUUCCAAAUGAUAUCUGCAAUGUCAGCGAUAAAUAUCAAAAAUCAAUUUUCAACAUUAUCCAACAUUUGACCUCGUCCACAGGGGCACAGAUCCCCCACGUUAAUAGUUUGUCGUUAAAAGCAUAGCCUACGAUAAGAUCCAGGAUCACUUACACUAAUUAAUGUUUACCACUGCUAGUGUAAUUGGCAAUCACCUUAAAACCAUAGUACCUCUAGUUGUCAUGAAUGCAAUCGUGUUUAAACAACAGAUCAUAGUUCUUACACCCCAGGUGAAAGCACUUAUGGAAUUGAAAUAUAUAAUUCAAAAUCCUGCUUCUUAUAUUAGUUUAUACUAGCUUCGAUUAUUAUGGUGUAUGUAAGCAUGAAGCUUCUGGAUCAGAAACUCUUUGAACACAUGGACACAUAAAGUACAUAGUUAUAAGUAAGCUUUACAGAUAUUUUUUAAACACUGUCAUUAAGAAAUCUCAAUAAAUAUUAAAUGCAAUUUGAAA